CAAGCGCAAAGGCAACAAGAGACAGAAGACGGUGCAUUUUGUUUCAUCGGGCGACGAAACGGAGACAAUGGAAGUACAGACAGUGGAGGAAAUGCCCAACACUCAGGCGUUUCUGGAAGAGGAAAAAUUGUUGGAGGAAAAAGCCGUAGAGGAAAAUUAACUUUCGACAAUAAUGACAGAGGUAAAGAAUCGUCCGAUAUCUCUUUUGAUAAUUCGUAUGAUACCAUUACGUCCGAUAGCGAUGGUUCCUCUCAUAAGAACUCUUCUGGAGAUGACUUUGUGGAUGAAGAAAGAAAACAAUCCGAACAGGUUAAAAUGGAUUGUUUUCUACAACGCCAUAAAAACCGCAGCAAAGAAAUUUUACCAGCCGAACGAUUCCAAAAGUCUUGGAUGGCAGUGCUUCGCAACCAAGAUAGUGGAAAACUGCUCAUCCACGAUAUUUACAGAUUUGACAAUUACACCGGAGAUAUCGGAAAAUUUUACGCUGACUUGGCUAGCGGACGAUUGUCAACCAGAUGUUAUCACACAAUCUCGGAGCACAACGGACAUUUACAUGCAAUCCACUUCUGCAAGUAUGGAGGAAGUCAAUGUAAAUGCUGGUUCACCGACCAAUUAUCACGAAGAGUCAGAGGAAGAGUUGCGAUCGAACGCAAGUACCUGAGAGAAGGUCCGACGACGGUUUUCACGACCAGUCCCAAAAAACAAUAGACUCCAUUCUAGCAACCCAUGGGUUCCACAUCCAUGUCGUCCACAUUUUCUACUUGAAAGUAAUUUUCUUCUUGAAGGUUUCCAUCCUAGCUGAAACACGAGCUAAUUGACUUUGAGAUAUGGCUUCUCCGUCCAGGAAAACUAAUGGUGAGAUGUCUCUAUCGCUCAUAGACGAAAGGAUUCGCCUACAUUGUGAUAACCCUGGCCAGGCUGUCAUCAAUGAUGUGACGAAGAGGUAUCCACUACUCGCAGAUUUGAAUAACAAAGGUAUUAUAAAUGUAGCAAAGAGAUCGUCAUCAUUUGUUGAUAGCGCAACGCUGUCAAAGACGGUUGAGGAAGCUAUUACUAAAGACAAUAAGACCGAAGCAAAGACUAUCGAAACGCUAACUAACCAUAUAAAAAGUCUUGAAAACAAGCUCAAUGGCGUGUCUACAAAUUCAGACAAGUUAGCAAAAAAUCAAGAAAGAGACAGGAAGUUACUUAAAGAUGCAACAACUAAGGACGCCGGAAAAAUUCUUCAUUCUGAUGUUCUUCAACGAUCUGUUACUCAAGAGCAGAAGAUUAAUGCAAUGUUAGCCAAGGCUAAUACCACUAUAAAUGGACAUGUGCCUAAAAUUGCUACACAUAAACGCUGUAUGACGUCUUUGAACUUUUUCCGAUUUAUCAUGGAUUUAUCACUCAUUUUCAUGACUAUAUUCAGCUUAAUUAUUUCGAGUUAUGGUUUAACGCUUUUCUCCGCUACCUUUAUAACAGUAUUUAGGAUUGUUAUUGAUAUAACUAUAGUGUCGUGUUUGAUUUUGAAGCAGUGUACAGAUAAGAAGUACAAUUUAUUAACUGAAAAGAAAGAUUUACUCGUUGGACAAUACCAAGAAGCCCUUGGUAUUAUUGCCUUAUAUGGCGAUUUCAAAAAUAUUAAUACCCUGGCGAAUGACUCCAGAGUCAUCGGCCUCUGACUUAGCAUUUUCUUCCUAGCUGGUGAUGCUCGUGUGGCGUUAGGAAAUUUCUGGGACUGACCCCCCGCAGAAACUCCUAAUUCUUAAAUUUUUUUGGUCCAACAUGAUAUUUUUUGCAAUCCAUGUACUAUAUACUUGUAGGUUAUAUUUACAUCAUCCGACUUCGCCUUUGGUGACAAACAACAAAUAGACUCAACAACCCUAUGUUAUUGUUCACAAUUUUGUCCCCGCAAGCCCUCCUGAGACGAGUCAUCCAAAACUUCUUGUUCAGCCCUCUGACACGACCACGACUCAACCUCAAGAAUGGAUCUAUUACCUGUUUACUGCCUCGAUACGAUUUUUGAAUCUAGGAUGGGACGCGAUAUAGUUUCAAUUCCCAUGAGUUUUACCACUUUUAUCGUAUCACUGUCACAUGAAGUUCCACCUCUCAAGAUAACAGCCACGCUCGGACUGCCGAUUGCGGCAGCCGAGCACUCCUACCCAAACAUCAAGCAGUAUCGAGCUCUAGACGAUUCCACCGCCGCUCUAAUUUGGUGUCCUCUCAAAAAACAAAAAUUAAAUUUUGUAUGAAAUUUCGGCCCAAUCCAAAAAAAAACCUCACUAAGUACCUGUUAAAAAAUGAAAUGGGGAAAAAGAUAUCGAACGCGUAUAUGAUGGCAGUACCGUUUGGAUUCAGCGUUUAAAAGGAGGUGAUUUCACACGGCCCAAUUUCUCCCUUGAUGCCCGUGCACUAUGCUAAACAACCCAAAAUUUUUCACGCAAAAAAAUCAAAAUACCUACCUAUCAAGUAUGAUGGUCUGGAACACGUUUCAAUCCAUCGCUUUGAAUCCAACGAUUUUUGAAUCAAGGAGAGGGGGGGUGAUAUUUUUCCAAUUCCCAUGAAUUAUAUCACUGUUAACAUUCGAUUUCGACCUGUUGCCGCCCUCGGCCUUCCGAUCGACACUCUUACCUAAACAUUUGUGCUUCCCCGAGGAAUAAUGAUUCCAAAGUGAGGAUUCUUAAUUUUGCAAGUUUUUUUAACUUUAUGUUUAAAAUACAUCUAGAUCAGUCACAGAUUUGUCUUAGUUUCAGUCUUAAUUACUUUUAUAAUCUUUCUGUCAACAAUUGAAAGUUAAAAUUUGAAACACAGUCCCUUCAUUCUUCCAGAGAGACUUCAUCGACACCAAACUGUACGGUGACUUUUCCGAUGUUACGGCACACAACGUAAAACACCUUAUCGAACAUGAUACGGAAUCCGUCGAAAAAAUGCUGAGAAAUGUAAAUAUUUCACCAGACGAGAAGAAAAUUGAUUCAGUGGAGGCCAUCCUCACACCUUUAGAAUAAAUGAAACAGGUAAUCCUAUGAAUCAAGACAGGAAAUACCGAUCAUGAUUUUUUUUCGCCAUGAGUAUUGAUAAACUCAAGUAAAGUAGAAGUAAGAGGUAUUUAUUUUAUUUUUUGUUGUUGAAGAGGCUUCAUAAUUCUAUAAAUAUUUCGUUUGUCACUGGAAAUAUGGACGAUAAAUACCUUUACCGAAGGGACACAGUCCCUUCAUUUCUCCAGAGAGGCUUCACCGACACCAGCCUGUACGGUGACUUCUCCGACAUCGCCGCACACAAAGUAAGACACCUUAUCGAACAUGAUACGGAAUCCGUCGAAAAAAUGCUGAGAAAUGUAAAUAUUGCACCAGACGAGAAGAAAAUUGAUUCAGUGGAGGCCAUCCUCACACCUUUAGAAUAAAUGAAACAGGUAAUC
Molecule: messenger RNA, 3394 nt
Organism: Bemisia tabaci
Lineage: Eukaryota; Metazoa; Arthropoda; Insecta; Hemiptera; Aleyrodidae
Source: RefSeq, a predicted model, not a curated record